AUGGUUCAGCAACUCAGUCUGUUUGGAGUCAUUGACGAUGAGUCGUAUGAUUUGUUUGUGUCCACCAUGACGAUGUCCUAUGGGAGUUCGCCUAUAAUAUUUGCUAAUCUAGACACAAUGUGGAAGCCGGACCCUGCUUUUGAGAUUGGGGAAACGAAUUCGAAGAAUCAACUAGUUGAAAAGAACAGAAUUAAAAUGAGUCAAGUACUGCCUUUGGACCUAUUAUCGAAAGAUAGCACAGGCGAAAAAACUGUAGAUUCAACGCUGCUGAAAGAGUUGCAGACUGAUGAACUACCAAUUCCUCUCAAAAUAGUUCAACAUAUGAUAAAUAACAACAGUAGCGAUGAAACAGAUCCCACAAAAUCUACAGGAAACUCUGGUACUGGGUUUGGUACUUGGACAAUGUCCAUCUCCGAUAUACCGGCGGCUGGUAGCAACAGAAAAGUUUGUAUGCAAAGUAUCACGGAGUCUGUGUUGAUUGAUUCAAUAGGACCCAAUGCAUCCACCCAAAGUUUUAUGAAGCAACUCUGCUACGUACUAGAUUAUUUAUAUGUGUCUAUUGGAAUUAGAUUCCACUUGAAGCAUGGUUUAGUGGUUGAGCUGCAAAAGGUCUGGGAUAUGAAUAGUGGCAAACAGAUUACAAAGGGUGGCUUCUUGAUCAAAGCAUACACCAAUAUCAAGAGGGCAACAGACAUUGAUAGGUUAAACUACUCGGAACAAAUACUGCUAAACUUGCAGAAGGAAUUACAAGGUUACCUUGAUCUUGUUAUGGCCGACAGGAAAAGUAUGAAUUCGAAGAUGGGACUCGAUAAUGAAAGUUUAUAA
This is a messenger RNA of Huiozyma naganishii CBS 8797, 825 nucleotides long. It is a transcript of the gene SRB5, whose product is annotated as Srb5p. The coding region runs from base 1 to 825 and encodes 274 amino acids. NCBI's taxonomy places the organism in Eukaryota, Fungi, Ascomycota, Saccharomycetes, Saccharomycetales, Saccharomycetaceae. Gene Ontology annotation, biological process: termination of RNA polymerase II transcription; regulation of transcription by RNA polymerase II. The transcript has a single exon. Gene Ontology annotation, molecular function: transcription coregulator activity. The record is from RefSeq and is a predicted model, not a curated record. Gene Ontology annotation, cellular component: mediator complex; core mediator complex.